ACCCGCCCCAGCUUCGCCCUGAAUCGCCUCGUGAAACUCUCCCUCGCUCCGUCCCGCUUUCCUCCCCCAUUUCCAGCAACGGGAGCGGGCACGUGCAGAUGGCGGGCGCGCUCCCGCGGCCGAACCCAGCCAGCCAGCCCUUCCCCACCCCCACCCCCUCCCGGGGAAGGGACCCGCCGCCGUCUGCGGGAAAAGAGGAGGAGGAGGACGGCGGGGCAGCGAGAUGAGACAGUUAAGAACAGGUCCAAGAAAAGCUCGAAGAAGGUAAACAGUAGUAGCAGCAGCAGCAGCAGCAGCAGCGGUGGCGGAGGCAGCAGCAGCAGCAGCAACAGCAAAUUACCUCCCGUGUGCUAUGAAAUCAUUACCUUGAAGACUAAAAAGAAGAAAAAGAUGGCUGCUGAUAUUUUCCCCCGAAAGAAACCGGCUAACAGUAACACAACUGUUGUCCAGCAGUAUCACCAGCAAAAUAUCAAUAACAACAAUAUUAUUCCAGCUCCCAACUGGCAAGGGCUGUAUCCCACCAUCCGAGAAAGAAAUGCAGUGAUGUUCAACAACGACUUGAUGGCAGAUGUUCAUUUUGUGGUUGGGCCACCAGGUGGGACCCAGCGAUUACCAGGACACAAAUAUGUCUUAGCCGUUGGAAGCUCUGUGUUCCACGCAAUGUUUUAUGGAGAGCUUGCUGAGGAUAAAGAUGAAAUCCGUAUCCCAGAUGUGGAGCCUCCUGCUUUCCUUGCUAUGCUAAAAUACAUUUAUUGUGAUGAAAUUGACCUGGCUGCUGAUACGGUUCUGGCAACUCUUUAUGCCGCCAAGAAGUACAUUGUUCCUCAUCUCGCCCGGGCCUGUGUGAAUUUCCUAGAGACGAGCCUGAGUGCAAAAAAUGCUUGUGUGCUGCUUUCCCAGAGCUGCUUAUUUGAGGAACCGGACUUGACUGAGCGUUGCUGGGAGGUGAUCGAUGCACAGGCCGAGCUGGCUCUGAAAUCGGAAGGCUUCUGUGACAUUGACUUCCAAACCCUUGAAAGCAUUCUCCAAAGGGAGACCCUGAAUGCCAAAGAGAUUGUGGUUUUUGAAGCUGCCCUCAAUUGGGCCGAAAUGGAGUGUCAACGGCAAGAGUUGCCUCCUAGCAUUGAAAAUAAGCGCAAAGUGCUUGGGAAGGCGCUCUAUCUCAUUCGCAUACCCACCAUGGCCCUGGAUGACUUCGCCAACGGGGCUGCUCAGUCUGGUCUUCUGACCCUCAGUGAAACAAACGAUAUCUUCCUUUGGUACACAGCUGCCAAGAAACCAGAGCUACAGUUUGUGAGCAAUGCCCGCAAAGGCCUGGUCCCUCAGCGCUGUCAUCGCUUCCAGUCAUGUGCCUACCGCAGUAACCAGUGGCGCUACAGGGGCCGGUGCGACAGCAUCCAGUUUGCUGUUGACAAGAGAGUUUUCAUUGCUGGGUUUGGACUCUAUGGCUCCAGCUGCGGAUCAGCAGAAUACAGUGCUAAGAUUGAACUCAAGCGGCAAGGCGUUAUCCUUGGGCAAAACUUAAGCAAGUAUUUCUCAGAUGGAUCUAGCAAUACUUUCCCUGUGUGGUUUGAGUAUCCAGUGCAAAUCGAACCAGAUACCUUUUAUACGGCCAGUGUGAUUUUGGAUGGUAAUGAACUCAGCUAUUUUGGGCAAGAAGGAAUGACAGAAGUCCAGUGUGGCAAAGUGACUGUGCAAUUCCAGUGUUCUUCAGACAGCACCAAUGGCACUGGGGUUCAGGGAGGGCAAAUUCCAGAACUUAUUUUUUAUGCUUGAAGGAAAAGGUGGGUUCGCAGAACACUCUGAUUCUAUGAUGUAUUGUGUCUGGUUCAGGCCAAUUUCAUGCUUAGCUUGUUGUCUGCAGAUAUAUAUGGUCAGUUCAAGUAGGACACUCCUAAAUGCAGUGAACAGUUUUAACUCUUGCUGUACUUUUUAUUGUCUACAUGUAUUUCUUCUACUACAUGCUCUCCCAAGAUCAAACUAGCAAAUUUAAGUGUUAAAGAUUUUCGGCUUUAGCACAGAUGGAAUGCCUUAUUAGCGAAGAAAGUUGUCAUUUUUUCCCCAUGCAGUGUGUGUCAAGGGACAUAACUUGUCUGGUCUCUGCUUUGCUGCUAUUUCCUGUCAUUAUGAUUUAUGAUUUAUUUAUUUUUGCUCCUCCGUGCUGUAGGCUUCUUCAACACCUCAGAAUUAAGUGUCUUUAGUCUUUUGCUGUUUGGAUGCGACUCAAACUUAGAAUUGAGGCUGGUUUAGCUGCAGCAUCUCCAUGCCUGGGCUGAGAUUUUCUAGAGGGAACAUAGGAGGUCUUCAAAUGCCAACCGUUUGAAGGCCAUAGCAACUGAUUGGAAAAUAUAUAAAGUGUGAUUUGCCCUGAAUUUCUUUGCAAAUACUGGCAUUUUGUAUUUAGUUUAUGUUACGGAAGACAACAGCAAAAACUCAAGGUCUUUGGGGACAGUUGCUUUUUAAUUAACCUUAACCUUUUUUUUUCUAGAAAGCUCUUUUUCAAGGAAACUGUUAAUAUUUAAAAUACAUUCAUGCAUUUUUGAUUGUCCAGGAUUAUUUCUAGGAAGCUUUCCCUAGUUGGUAGCCUUCCAGAUGUAUUAGUGAAGUUCCCACUAUCGUCAGAGUACAGAGGACGGGAAUGAUGGCAACCUGAGCCUUUCAUACAAGGAGAGCCUACUCUGACGUAUUACAUAAUGGCAUUUACACUAUUAAAAAAUCUCUCUGAUAGUUACUUUUCUUUUCAAGGGAUUAAAUACAUUUCAUUUAAUCAAGUCUAUUAGAUUUCCAGUGUCAGAAAAUGUGUAGCAAAAAGCAAAUGAUGAGUUUUGUGAGUUUUAUUUACCCAAAUACCAUUUUAAAGAUACAUGGGUUUUUCCAAAUAGUAAAAAUACAGAUGUUUGGAACAUUUUAAAUGUUAGAAAUUGCCAUGGAAUGUAUUUGUUCAGUGUAUCAUACAGUGACAUUUUUUCCCCAUAGAACUCAAAGCUGAAUAUUUUAAUGCUUCACAUAUUAAAUUAACUAGUGGGAGAUUUAAACAGUAGAAGCAAGUAGGUUUGAAAGCUCUGUUUUUGAAUGAGCAAGUAAACUAGACAUAAUGCAGUUUGGUUAGAAUAUGAAUAUUCACCCAAUUAUAAAUUUUGAAACAUCUCCCAAAUUUCUAGAUGUUUUUUUUCCCCCCUCAUCUGAUUCCCUCCACAUCCUAUAGUUUUCACUAUCUCCAGCCACUGAGACAAAGGGAUUCCUGGUAUUUGUAAUUUAACACAGGUUGCAGUAGAAUUAUUGAAAGGAUUUGAAAUUUGCCAGGCUCAUACAAAAUAAUAUUUGUUUAACUUAUCAGAUACUAUGACUUCCACAAACUAUACUUUAAUUUUUUUUUGUUUAUCGUUAAGUGUAAAUGUGACCAUUAAGAUUGCUAGUGACUCUGCUUGUAGUUUUCUCUUUGACUGCAGAAGUAUACUUUUUAGCACAAGUAUAAAUUACUGCUUUGUUAUGUACAGAUCAUAAUAAGACUUAUCAAAUUUGGGCUGCAAAAUGCCAUGCGGCAGCAAACAAAAAAUACGAAGUGGGAUUUUUGCAACCUGGAACUGGGAACCCUGCAGAAUCUGGAAUAUUUGUGACAAAUAUUUCUUACCUAACUUUUGAAGAUUUCUCAAUUGUCAGUGAAGCUUUCCUUUUCCAGAUUUUUUAAAAAAUUGGUUGGACUAUCUGUUUUUUUAACAAGAAAAGGUUCAGGUUGGCAGGUAGCUUUAAAAAAAAGAAAGAGAUGAUAAAAGUAUAGGUGAAUACCAGGCCUGUGAAAUAGAAGACACUGCCUCAAAAAAGCAACUCCUAUGUGCUUCAGUCUAGAAAAUAACUUAUUAGUCUGAAAAAGAUUUGUCCCAGAUUUGUGUUUUCUGUUUACAACACAAUUUUUUAAAACAAAGUAAAUAUAAGUGCAUCUUGCUACAGUGUAGCUCCGUGGCACAACAUUUUAUUGUCCUAGCUAUUAGAAUAGUGGCUUUAACUCUGAGGCAUCCAGAGAAUCUGAAGUUUUCAGUAAAAUAACAAAAACACUAUCACACUGCAAGUUCUCCUACUUUUGUAUAGGUAACAACAUGUGGGGCUUCCAUUAUGAUGAUUCAACACUGCUUUCAUCAUUCUGCCCCCCUGUCCCAUGCCACCAAAUAUCCUUGUGGAUGCCUCCAGUCUCCAACCUAUAUCAGCUUUUCCUAAUUUGUGGUUUCUUAUUCAAUUCAAACCACAAUGUCCAAAAUUCUAAUGCACAACCAUUAGGAGUCUUAAAACAUUUUGGGACUUGAAGUCCUGAUUCCUGGUUUCCUUAAAUAUCUGUGGUGUUCCAAAUAAUACUUGAACACGAGAACAUUUAGCAGUAACGGUUUCUCAGCAGUGCAGCAUAUUAAAAAAUAUACUCACAAAACAGAAGCUGUCCUUAAGAGCAAAUGCUACUCCUGUGUCUCCUAUAUUUUUACCAUCACAAAUAAUAUUAUU
Messenger RNA from Ahaetulla prasina, 4488 nucleotides. It is a transcript of the gene BTBD3, whose product is annotated as BTB domain containing 3. The record is from RefSeq and is a predicted model, not a curated record. NCBI's taxonomy places the organism in Eukaryota, Metazoa, Chordata, Lepidosauria, Squamata, Colubridae. Gene Ontology annotation, cellular component: cytosol. The transcript has 5 exons. The coding region runs from base 391 to 1776 and encodes 461 amino acids. Gene Ontology annotation, biological process: neurogenesis; cerebral cortex development; dendrite morphogenesis. Gene Ontology annotation, molecular function: protein binding.